UACAAAGCUAUUUACAACUAUAUAUAUCUUUAUUAAAGAAUCCGAAACCCAAUAUAUUCAAAAGCAUAGCCCUUCAAGAUUACUAUCAUCUUUUUGCUUCAAUAAUAAGUUAUAUAUAAUAAAGUCAUAGAAUCAUAAUUGAAGGUUCAAAUUAUGGCUGCUUCUAUGUCUUCUUUCUUACCUAUGAAACCAAGAGGAGCAUAUCUCAAGAGAUUCAACACAAGACAAAGGAUGCAAGUAAUUAAAGUACAAAACUAUCAAGAUGAAGGGAGAUUCACCAAUAUGGUAGAUGCAAAUUUGAAUGUUCUAAAGGAGAGGAUAGAGAUGGUGAAGGUGAAGGAAAGAUUUGAAAGGUGUUGCAAAUGUCAACAAGGUUGGAAUUAUGUACCACUUUCUAUUAAUAAUGAUUAUCAAAAAAACAAAAGAAAUAGAGAAUUGAAAAGCUUCAUUGAGUUGAUUGGUUUAGUUUGUGGAACUAUUGGUGCUACCUCUUUUGCCGGAACACUUUUCAUUUGCCUUGUUUCAUUGCUUGUUCAUUGGCAAGUAUGAUUUAUUUAUUUUUCAAAAGAAUGUAUAUUGAUAAUUGAUUAAUACCCAUUAUUUUAUUA
Messenger RNA from Trifolium pratense (red clover), 608 nucleotides. RefSeq lists its product as uncharacterized. The coding region runs from base 154 to 549 and encodes 131 amino acids. The record is from RefSeq and is a predicted model, not a curated record. The transcript is spliced from 2 exons. NCBI's taxonomy places the organism in Eukaryota, Viridiplantae, Streptophyta, Magnoliopsida, Fabales, Fabaceae.